Molecule: messenger RNA, 3177 nt
Organism: Drosophila ficusphila
Lineage: Eukaryota; Metazoa; Arthropoda; Insecta; Diptera; Drosophilidae
Product: putative RNA-binding protein Luc7-like 1
Exons: 1
Coding region: 169-1437 (422 amino acids)
Biological process (GO): mRNA splice site recognition
Cellular component (GO): U2-type prespliceosome; U1 snRNP
Molecular function (GO): mRNA binding
Source: RefSeq, a predicted model, not a curated record
GCACCAUCCGCACGCACACUCUCACACGAAUUUUCUUAGGUGGUAAAAAACGGAGCGAAAACUGAGAAUUUCCAAACGCAUUGCACGCUAGCGGUCACAUAGCCUGCGAAAUAGCUGUCACUGCAACGUCGCAGCAGCAGUUUUCCACACGCUCCCGGCCAGAAGGAAAUGAGCGCGCCGAGCAACAAAAUGUCGGCCACCGAUCAGAUGCGAGCAAUGUUGGACCAGCUAAUGGGCACGACUCGGAAUGGCGACGAGCGCCAGCUGAAGUUCUCGGACACCAGGGUCUGCAAGUCUUUUCUGCUCGACUGCUGUCCGCACGACAUCCUGGCGUCCACGCGCAUGGAUCUCGGUGAGUGUCCCAAAGUGCAUGACCUGGCUUUCCGCGCAGAUUACGAGAGUGCCGCCAAGACGCGCGACUACUACUACGACAUCGAGGCCAUGGAGCACCUGCAGGCCUUUAUCGCCGACUGUGACCGGCGGACGGACUCCGCGAAGCAGCGCCUGAAGGAGACGCAGGAGGAGUUGACCGCCGAGGUGGCCGAAAAGGCCAACGCCGUCCACGGCCUGGCCGAGGAGAUUGGCAAAAAGCUGGCCAAGGCUGAGGCCCUCGGCGAGGCUGGCGAGGUCGAGGACAGCAUGGAACUGAUGAAGGAAAUCGACGAGCUGCGCGGCAAGAAGAUCAAGGCCGAGCACGAGUACCGCACAUCUAUGCCCGCAUCAACGUACCAGCAGCAGAAGCUGCGCGUCUGCGAAGUCUGCUCCGCUUACCUGGGCAUCCACGACAACGACAUCCGGCUGGCGGACCACUUUGGUGGUAAGUUGCACCUUGGCUUCCUCACCAUCCGCGAAAAGCUGAUCGAGCUGGAGAAGACGGCGGCGCCGCGCAAGGCGGAGCUCAAGCGGACGGGUAAGAUGACGGACCGCGACGACGAGGGCCGCGGCCGCAAUCGCUACUUUGUAGGUGGCCGCGAACUGGACCGUCGCUCCCGCGUGCAUCGCUCCCGCUCGAGGGAACGCCAGCGGAACCGGGAGGCGGAGCGCGAGCGACCCAACAACGGUCGCGGGCCGGAGGAUAAGGGCGGCGAGCGGCCCAAGGAUGCGGCGGACGGGGCUGAACGUGCUGAUCGAGCCGGAGAACGUGGAGGACGACGCGAUGACAGGGACAACCAUGGCCGGGAUCAUCGCGAACGGGAGCGGGAUGGCAGGCGCGAUCGGGACCGCCAUGGGCGCAACGACAGAGGACGCUUCGGCGACAGAGGUGGUGGUGGAGGAGGAGGCGGCGGCCAUCAUCGCGACGAGAGACGCCGAUCACGCUCCCGGGAACGCUCGCCACGCGAACGCCGCAACUUCAACCACUUCCGCGAUGGCGGCGGUGGCGGGGGAAACGGCCAGCGCCGACGUUCCUACUCCCGAGAGCGCUACUCCCGCCGCUAGGAAUCCCGCCCAGCGCACGUACGUAGCAUUAAUCACAUCAACUACAACUACAGAGCCACCACAAAUUGAACUACUGAAAACAACAGCAACCGAAUAUUCAUAGACUAAUCAAUAAAGCGACCUAGAGCCACACACUCGACGCUCCACUGUGCAGAGAUAACAACAUUUGUACAUUUUAAAUAAUUUCUAUUUUUUAUCCUGCGUUCCAACCUCUGAAGACCGAAUAAAGCCAAAAAAAAAUAUACGCUGUUGCCACCCCAAAUCCAGCCCAACUCUGAAACCCAAACCCAAGAAAAACUUGUAAGAGAUACGAUAUACUCGAUAUGAUACGAUUGAAAUUGAAUAGUCCCCCGUCCAGUCCAGAGUAUUUGGCACGUAGAGAUACCCAAUUGAGAGUAGUCAACCCAACGAACCCGCAGUGUUGCCAAUUGUAGUUCAGUUCAUAGUAAUUCGGUUAGGACACAGCGACUGUUAAGCUAAAGAAAUCUAAAUUAUCGAGACGCGCAGAGAACCAUUAACAUUUGAUAUUUUGUGUUGUCUGUUGUAUAGCUAGCUGCAUGUUGGUAACACUGACUGAAACCCAACAAAACCCAACCAUGACUCUUCUCAGCUAGCGAUCACGUUCUCCCAGGCGAAGUCAACGUGUGUUGUGCAUCGCUGUCGUCCCGGUUUGGGGUAAGCCUCCACGAUAUUAACUCUGACACUCUAUCACUGCUCUGAUCUGAUUUGUUUUGAUUUGAUUUGAUAUGAUUUGAUUUGAUUUGUAACCCUAAAGCGUUCUCUACUUGAAGUUCGACACUUUCGCAGCCGCUUAACGCUCUCGCACAUCUUCGGUACGUAUUGAGUAUGGCGAGGUGACUAUAUCCUUUAUACCACACCAAUGUUAGUUGUUUUGGCAGAUAUGUAUGCGUAUAACAUAGAUAAUCCAGUUAUUAUAGCUUGGGUACGUAUCCAUUCCGCUCGACGUUUCCUUUCGAAUCGUCCUCGGAGAGUGUCCCUUAUAUACUCGUUUCUGGGUACGUAUUAAUGUUAGAAGAUCACGGUUCUGUGGUACGUAUGCAUAUAACGACUUUGAUAAUUCACCGUGAGCAGACCAGGCUUUGUAGGGUUCUCGGCGGUCCAGAUCCCAACGUACGUAUUCCUCCUCCUCUCUCUCUCUCUUUCUCUCGAAAACCAAUAACUAAAAAUACACCUCCAAAAACCAAAUAAAAAUAUUAAUCCGUAGCUGUUUAGAGGCAAACGAAAUCCGUUGCUAACUAAAUCUCUGUUUAUCUCGCCAAAUGGUGUUUAAGCCACAGAAUACAGAAUCGAUGCUGCCGCGGGGGCUCAGAUCAGUACAGUACAAGCCUAUAUGUGAGUAUUCGGGCCACUUAUCUCUGAUUAAAAUCAAGCAAAUACUAAAUUUAAUCAUCAAAGACGGCUGCAGUCCCGUUCUUGGUUCGUUUCUUUCGGCAGCCGAGGAUUUAUAGUGGGAGUAUGAGAGCAGUGUAAAGAGUUGUUUGUGUUUGGCCCUAACAGUGGGUAAGAAUCGAUCGAAAAAUCCAACUGAUUUUAUAUCUACCUAUAUAUGUAUCUAACAAUAUCUAUUGUUUUUAUCUACUCCUAAGUCGACACACUGUUCUACACACUUUUAAGUUAUAUAACAAACACAACACACUCAAUUAAGCUCUAAAUUAAAACUAAUCUUUAUUGAUCUAAGCGGAAUGUAAUAAAAUUGCACUUGAAUUAUAACAGACCACA